GAUGAAUGUUUUAAUUUUUCAGCAAUGGGUUAGGUUAGGGUGAGCUGAAAAACCCUAACGAACUAACUGAAGUGAGGUGCUUCACUCGAAUAGGUGUGUCCUGAGACGAUGGCUCUCUCCCUCACACUCAGAACCAGACUCAAAUGGAACCCUCUCACUCUCACCCACCGCUUCUCCACUUCCAGCUCCGACGGCGGUAACGGCGACUCAACUCCCAAGUCUCCCAUGUCUUCUUAUUUCAGCGACGUCAAGGACAAGCUCAAGAGAACCCGCCCCACUAAUUCACCCUUCGCGAACCCCUACCCGCAAACCCCGUCAUCCGCCGCUUCCAAAGUCAACUCCCUCGAUGAAAUCCGCAAAAACCUCUCGGAGUUCCGCCGCCGCACGUUACCCCCUCCACCUGGCGCUGGCGAGCCCUCCUCGUCGGGGCAAAUCUCCUUUCAGGAGAUCUACAACAGAAAAGUCUCGGAAAAGUCCGGCGAAUCGGCGCCCGGCAUUGGGGGAAAGAUCUCCUUUGACGCGCUCCGCGAGAGCGUGCAGAAGAUUAAAUCUAAUCCGAACAAGCAGGGCGGCGAUCGGAUGCCGUUGUCGGCGUUUAGAAGCACCAUGAAAUCGGGUCCUUCUGAUUCCGCCUCAAGCGGCUCUUUGAUAGGCGGGAGCGGGGAGUUGCCGACGUUUUUCUUGAAGGAAAUGAACGAGAAGAAGGGCUCUGGGUCCCCGGUGACGGGGUUUGUGAAGAUGUACAGCUUUCCAGAGUUGGGGGAGAAAUUGAGGGCGUUGAGGGCGGAAGGUGGGGAGAGAGAGGGGUUCUCUAUUGCGGAGUUGAAUGAAAGAUUGGUGAAACUGAGGAAGCUGGAGGAGAUGGAAUCUCGCUCCACUCUCAUUGGUGUCGGCAUCCAACCAUUGCAAGAGAGCUUGAUUGUUCUGGAGCAAGCUAGUAAAGAAAAGCAGCAGAGGUUUGAUAUGCUGGGUCAUUUGGGCGGGAGGCCAAGCUUCAUGAUGGAUCCUCCUAAAGAGAACCUUGUUGAAAGGUACUUCCAUCCAGAUAAUAUGUCCUCAGCAGAAAAGUUGAAAAUUGAGCUAGCAAAGAUUAGAGAGGAGUUUAAAAUGUCAGAGUCUGAUUGUGGAUCUGCUCGUGUUCAAGUUGCACAACUCACAACUAAGAUUAAGCAUCUAUCAGCAGUUCUACACAAGAAGGAUAAGCAUUCUCGUAAAGGUCUGCUAGCAAUGGUUCAGAGGAGAAAAAGAUUACUGAAAUACCUUAGAAGCACCGACUGGGAUUCGUAUUGUUUUGUUAUUUCCAAGCUAGGUCUACGUGAUAAUCCAGAUAUUAAGUACUAAAGAAAUCUCUUUUCUGUUUUAACUUUUAAGAUAAGAAUGAUAUUAGUUCAGAUCCAUAUAUUAUUUUUAACUCUUCUGUGGGUUGUUUUAGUUUCCUCUGUUUACUAUUGAAACAAUGAAGGAAAAGGAAGGAAAAGAAGACCCAAUUGUAUUGUUUGGCUCCUUCCUAGAAUAUCCCUAUGUCCUUAGGUUUAUGAUGGAAAACAGAAAGUCAGUUUUGGAACUCAUCAAUAAGAUUCUGCUACAGUUUUCUUUA
Messenger RNA from Arachis duranensis, 1597 nucleotides. RefSeq lists its product as uncharacterized. Lineage: Eukaryota; Viridiplantae; Streptophyta; Magnoliopsida; Fabales; Fabaceae. Gene Ontology annotation, biological process: translation. Gene Ontology annotation, molecular function: structural constituent of ribosome. The transcript has 5 exons. Bases 109 to 1341 code for a protein of 410 amino acids. The record is from RefSeq and is a predicted model, not a curated record. Gene Ontology annotation, cellular component: ribosome.